This is a messenger RNA of Leishmania braziliensis MHOM/BR/75/M2904, 2562 nucleotides long. RefSeq lists its product as hypothetical. The record is from RefSeq and is a predicted model, not a curated record. The transcript has a single exon. Lineage: Eukaryota; Euglenozoa; Kinetoplastea; Trypanosomatida; Trypanosomatidae. The coding region runs from base 1 to 2562 and encodes 853 amino acids.
AUGGUGACUCGUGCAAGCAGCGGAUCUGGCGAUCAAGGCUCGCUGUCACCGGUAGAACAGCUAGUUGAUAAACAGGAGCAGGCGUACCGCACGCUUCGUGCCACCAUCGCUGCCUCCUGCGCACUGGGUCAUCGUUCUUGCCAGGUGCUCUGGGGACCGCGUGGCAGCGGCAAGCACCGCAUUUUGCGUCUCCUCGCUCACGACGUCCGCCGCACUCCCAACACCUUCGUAAUGGAGCUGCACGGGCGACUGUUGAAGGAUGAUGAAGCCGCCCUCGGUGUCAUUGCCCAGCAGCUGCUCUCCUUUUUACAAAGCCCGCAGUCGGCGCAGCUGCGUGCUGAGCAUUACCUCUUGCGCACUGGCACGUUCGGGUUUGGUCAGCUGUUCCACUUCGAACGGCACAUGCGAGAUGACGGCGUGGCAACAGCUGUGGUGGCAGCGCCAGGACACAGCGUACGCGCCAUAGUCGGUGCGGAUGCGCUAUUCACGCACGCGUCCCAUCAUUUGGCUGGCGACGGCGGUCGGAACGGCCCCAACCAGCGACAGCGCCGAUCAACAACGACUAACCCACUCGCAAAAACUCCACACCGAGGGGCGAGGCGUACACGCUGGCACUCGAGUCGCCGCGCGUCGGGUUCUCUGGCAGACAGCGACGCAGACGUGUCAAGUGAAGAUGCAGAGGAAUACGGUAGUGGGGACGAAGACGAUGUACAGGGGAGCAGCGUCAUGGUGACUUCCACGACCACAUACCUCACCGGCGGAGCGGCUAGUGCCCUGCCUCAUCUGCAGCGAGCGCUUCUUCUCCUAAAGAGCCACGGCUGCAGCAUUGUUGUGUGCAUCCGCGACAUUGACGUCUUCGGCGUCCGUUGCGAUCAACUGCUUUACGUCCUCUCCGGUCUCAUGCACGACAACGACGGAGGCGGCGGCAGCGGUGCAGGUAGUGGCGGGGGGAUGUCUCUCGUGCUCGCGUCCGCGGCACCUGAUAUCCGACAGCUAGAGAAGCGGCUUUCCAGUCGUCUAACAUGCGAAGCGCGGUACGUGCCGCUGUUGCCCUGGUCCCUGCGCAACCUGCUUGCCGCUACACUGCACACGAUGGUGCAGGACGCGUCGAGUCAGGUUCGCAUGAGGGAGGUCGAGCGACAGAGGGCAGAGCUGGUGGCAGCGCUAAGUGUUGAAGCGACGAAGCUGCGAAGCAGAACUGAUGGCGUCGGCAAGCUUCAAGGUCGUGAGCAGGAGUUGCUGAAAAAGUUGAUGGCUGACUUGGAGGCGCAGCUGCACGCGAGUGAUGCGACGCUGCGGGAGCUUCGGGGACAGCGGCGACACCUUUCCAGCCUGUUCGACCUAGAGGGCACCCCCAUGACCGCAAGAGUCGGUGCCAACGAGGCUGGCGCUUUGACACAGGGUCACUACAGUGCCUCCGGCUGGCGCUCCUCAGAGCUGCCACCGACGCAGCAGCAACAGCAACAACGGGCGUCUGGCUCUGCAAGUUUAACGUCGCCAUCCUUCACAACUGCUCGCACCUGGUCUGUCAGCUCACUGCUCGCACAUUCCUCUCUGACACUCGAAGUCCAGUGCGUCAUGUGCGAGGAGCUUCUCCGACAGCUUUGCUGCGCCACACACGCACGGCAAGCACGAGGUCUUGCUGGUGUUGAUGCCGUUCAUGGAAGCUGCCGCUCUUCACUCGCAUCACUGGUAACAGAAUUGAGCACGGAGCUUGAGCAGAACAGCAGCACUAGCUCGACCGUGAUGGCGGUAUUGGCGAAUCACUUGUGCAAAGCUGUUAGCGGUGCCAUCGACCUUCUUGGUGGGAGUGGUCGGCGUGUGUUGCUGAGGUGGCUACGCGCACGACUGCAGCACGAGCCCAUCCCUCCGGCGUCCGUCGGCGCCGCUCCUGCCGAACAGGCAAGCACUGCGUGCCCAGCGGGGGUAUCGCCAAUGAUUUUGUUGAGCUGGCGGGAGGCAGCGCAGUGUAUGGUGCUACACACUUCCGACUGUCGGACCGGACUCUUUGAAGAAGCUGCGGAAAACGAGUGCUGCGCUCGUGUUCGCCUCCGGCCACCAUUUGCCUUUGGCAACAGCAAACCGGCAGAGAUGGAUGGUGCGAACGGCAGUCGCGCAGAGUACCACCGCCCAGGCUCAGAGCUGCCGCCACUGUCUUUGCUGCCCCCGCACCUACAUGACCUGCUUGCGGACGGCCAGCUGGUUGGCAUGGGCUACGGCAGUCGUGAGGCACUGCUGGUUCUCUUCUACAUGCACGUCCAUCACACCAGCGGCCUGCAGGAGCGCACCGUGGCCGAUCUUCUCGAGGACGUCUCCUCAUCGCUUGGGACAACGGCGGCGGCUGCGCUCGACCGAGAGGCGUUCCGCCACGCCAUUCGCCUGCUUUGCCGCUGGAGACUUCUGCGUGUGGUAGAGGCGCACUCGCAGCUGCUCGAGAUCUGCGGCAGCGACGCACGACUGCGCGAGUUUCUGAUGACGGUGCUAUCAAAGCAGCCGGAGUGGUGUGAGACGGAGUUGGGUCUUGACGCACGCGAGAUCGUGCGCUUCCGCAGCCUUCUGUGA